GGCACAAAAUCACAACCAUGCACAUCGUGUGUCUGUACAACAAAAUUUCAGUAUCUAACAUACCACCGAUGCGGAUGAUGUUGUUAUACGAUUUUUCCGUGCUGUGUACAGUAUUUCAUUGUCGUUCGUAAAACCGCACGAAAAACACAAAACUCAAUGGAACAUUUGUGAGACGAACGAAAGAAGGAAAAAAACGAACAUUGCAACGAAUUUAUCUGCUCUUCUGGAGGUACACCAUUUUACGGAUAUUGGAAAUGUGAAUGCUCGAUGCAGUCAAUGAAAAUGAGUUUAUUUCGGUGGAAUAGUUGAAACUAUAAAAAAAAACUUUACCGAGCGAUUUUUUUGAGAAUCUGCUUGUAUUCGUUUGCUUUUUGAAUCAAAACAAAUUGUGAAUAGAAUGUCAGCAAGAAAAGAGACAUUUUGUUGAAGAAUAACGGAAAGAACAUUGAUUAAGUGCAUAAAAAAGACACAGUUAAAGUGUACCAUCUUUUUCAAGUUGAAUGUGCUAAAAAAACAAAUUAUCGUGUUAUUAACGAGAAAACAGAGUAGCAGUAGUGUAUGUAGUGUGCACCUGAUCUCAAUGCAACACAGUUUUACCCAGGCUCUUGUCAUCAUAUUGCAAGACGUAAAGCAUUUAUUCUUUUUCGAAAAAAAAAUCCAUACUACUUGAACACCUUUUACGAAGUCAACAAACCGACGUUAUCUAUCAACGUUAAACAACUACACAUCAUCAUAAAAAUCUAAAAUUCAUGAUCAAACAUUAUCCGGUGUGGCGUUGUGGUCGUUUUUGCUACUCCGGUGUCUUGUCAAACACUAAAUUGAACUAGAAAUGCUGCUGAUACCGAGUCAACCGAAAAUAAUGGAUAUAAAUUUUAUGGGUUGUUCUGUUCUGGCGACGACAACACUUCUCUUCUUGUUGUUCGCAUCAGUAGCGACCGCUCUGCGUGAUGUUGAAGUUUUCGUGCCAGCGGCUGUAAAGAGAGGCGAUACCGCACGUUUGCAUUGCUUGUACGAUUUGGAAGGUGAUACGCUUUAUGCUGUGAAAUGGUACAAGGGACGGAGAGAAUUCUAUCGAUACACGCCAAAAGAGAAUCCAGCAAUGAAAACAUUUACGGUGAAUGGCAUUAAUGUAUUGCGUUCCGCAUCGAAUGAAAGUCAAGUCUCACUGUCUCAUGUGCAACCAAGCGCAUCAGGAAAAUAUAGUUGCGAGGUCUCUGCUGAUGCGCCAUCUUUUCACACAGAGAUUGCGACCGAAGCGUUAGAGGUGGUGGAUACUCCCGAACAUCGGCCAAUCGUGCAUGGUAUUAAGCCACGCUAUAGAAUUGGAGACAGCUUAAGAGCCAAUUGUACGUCGAAAAAUUCAAAACCAGCUGCUAAUCUCACGUGGUAUAUAAACGAUAUUCCGCCAAAUCCGUUGAAUGUUCGAACUUAUCGUAUCAUGAGAGACCACAAAACCGAUCUGGAAACGAGUUUGACUGGUAUACAAUUCGUGAUUACACAACAACAUUUUCUCAACAACAAACUCAAGAUUCGCUGCACGUCGCAAAUACACGACCUUUAUUCACAAAAAACCGAGAAGGUUAUAGAACAAGAACGGCCUAAACCAGUGCACACACCUGCUACUAAUAAUAAUAAUAUAGUGCACAAUAGCAUUCCGUAUGAUCCGUACAAUUAUAAUUAUGGUGAUUUUUAUGACAAAAAAGAUUCACACUUAACACACAUUAAAGGAGAUGUAGAUUCAUUAAGCGCCGGAAAUUCAGGACACACAAUUUCUCAUUGCGAUUGUUUACACAUGAAAUGUCUGUUAAUUUUGGCAGCAUUACUCUUACAUCGCAUCGCAAAUUACGAUCAACUGACAGCUAUAAAAACGUGAUGUGGUAUGUGUCAUGUCACGGCCCGAGAACUAAGAACUACCAUUCAACAACAACUAAAAUGGCAUUUUUUAUUUCGUUUCAUUUUUUUUUUUGUAAACUUUCUUUAUUUGAAUUUAUCGAAAAGUCACGGUUGAAACAUCUUGAUUAUUUGAUGUGUAAGUCUUGGGCAGCAUGGAUUUGCUUCCCUCUAUUUUCGAAAUACCACAUGCUUUUUGAGUUUAUAUUGAAAUUCUAUGCAGAUGAAACAAAAACCUAGGAUAUUAACUAUAAUGAAUUGUAGUGAAAAUAAAUUAUCGUGCAAAAUGAAAAAUGUCACUAACGACAUGAAAUAUAAUCAAAUCGUGUAUAUAAAUACAUAUAAAUAUGAAUGUCAAACGUCACGAUGAGUGAUAUUGUAUAUAAAAUGAAUCACUGUUUAACUUUAAGCAAUGUCUUUCGACGCGAAAUAUUAGAAAAAACACCUAUUCUUAUUAAAGCUAAUGGAAACCCUCAGAAGAUCACCCUUUUAUGUAUCCAUUUCGUGAGCACCAAAUCUCACCAUAGUUAUAUUUCGAAUUGAAUUGAUUUUAGUUUAUGAUAAAUUUAAGAACAACAAGUUACUCUGAGCACAAUCGAAUGUUUAUUUGAUUUAAAACAUAGUGUAUAAUCAAGAUGAAAUCUUUUUUCUAAGACAACCGUUUUUUUUCCUAAAAUUAUCGACUUCACUACUGAUACCCAAUAAUGUAAACUCUUCCAAAUACAAUUUGCAAAUCCGUAUAUCCCCGAUUUUUUAUUUAAAUGUUUCUAUUGGGAAAUCAUCCCUACACUUGCUAUUAAUAACUUUCGUUUGUUGUUGAUUACAACAAUUAAUAGAUGUCCAUGCAUAUAUAUUCUGUUUCCGAUUGCAAUAAACACUCCAAUCAAGCAUUUUUCAUGCUUGAAUAAAUAGCGAUUCAUUAGUGUCAGCCACUAACAUUAGAGAGGAACUAUAAAUAAUCAUAAGCCGAAGAAGUCAUAACAUUUACCAAUAUUAAUGGAAAAUUAUACAAAUGGAAUAGUUUAUGUGCAAGUAGCUGGGUACAAAUACUAUCCCACGCAAGUACACCUUUUCAGUUAUUCAGGAUUUUCUUCUUAAGUAAGUUUUUUUUUUCGAAUCGAAAUAAUUUCGAUUUUAUUGAAAUUCUGAAAUAUUUUUUUGUUUGGAAAUAUUACUGGUAAACACUUGCACUUGGUACGAAUGUUAAUAACCCAGAGUCAAAAUAUAGUAUAUUAAUCGAAAAAUGAACUAUCAAACACUAACAAGAUAAUGAAAUAGAACAAAUAUAAACAAGUAAUUGUUUUCAAAAUAAUCACAUCAAAUAAAUAAAUGUAUUUCUUCCGAAAAAUCGA
This is a messenger RNA of Contarinia nasturtii (swede midge), 3242 nucleotides long. RefSeq names its product fasciclin-3 (gene beat-Ia). The record is from RefSeq and is a predicted model, not a curated record. Bases 830 to 1873 code for a protein of 347 amino acids. The transcript has 10 exons. Lineage: Eukaryota; Metazoa; Arthropoda; Insecta; Diptera; Cecidomyiidae.